AUGUUGGGUUGGCGUCACCAGUACACAGCCUUCCUGGGCAGUCGACAGGGGGUAGCACUGCAACCCCGGCUUCGCUACACAACGGAGGCAUCUCUCGGCGACACCGCGAUGGCCGUAGUGCAGCUCGACACGGACGACCAUCAACCUGAGAACGGCUUCGUGUCCCCCGAAACCACGUCGCCGGGGCUGCUGACACGCAUCGACGGCUCCGUGCUGCCUUUUCUCGGGGGAUUUGGGAAGUACCAGAAACAGCUGAUCGUGCUGACAUGGAUCCCGGCGUUAUUUAUUGGAUUCAGCCAGUACUCUGAUAAUUUCCUCCUCGCCCAGCCGAACAACACAUGUAUCCAGCCUUUGGGGAACCUGUCUAAUCAGACUGCAAGCCAUUCCUCGUUGUUAGACAGUCCCAAAAACAUCAGCGCGCGGCCGGCUUAUAUAAAUGCCAAUGGAAGUUACGGCAGCCACAAUGACACCGCCAACAUGCAGUGUAGUUGCAGUGAGUGGACAUUUGAGCUGCACACAGGACUUGUACAGAACGUGGUCACCAAGUGGAGUCUGGUGUGUGACUCAGCAUGGAAAGUCCACAUUGCCAAGUUUUCUCUGUUGGUGGGAUCCAUCUUUGGAUACCUGACGUUUGGAAUCCUCGCUGACUGGUUCGGCCGCCACCCGGUGCUGAUCAUAUCGGUGCUGUUCAUGCUGGUGUUUGGUCUGACCGUGGCCUUCUCUGUCAACGUCCCCAUGUUCAGCACCCUGCGCUUCUUCGAAGGCUUCUGCCUGGCAGGGAUCACUCUUUCUCUCUACGUCCUCAGGAUUGAGCUGUGCCUGCCAGGAUGGCGUUUUUCCAUGACCAUGGUGGCCAGUUUUGUGGUGUUGGGUGGUCAGCUGCUGAUGCCCGGGGUGGCAUACCUCUGUCGCGACUGGCAGGUACUCCAGGCUGUCAUCAUCUGCCCCCUGCUGCUGAUGCUGUCCUACAUCUGGAUCUUCCCUGAGUCACUGCGUUGGCUGCUGGCCACUCAGCAGUACUGCCGCUCCAAGUGGAUCAUGGGACACAUAGCAAAGAAAAACCGAUGCAACAUGGAGCUUGACACCGAUAAUAUCCUUACAGAACUGCAGAGAGCUCUUCAAAAGAAACCCAAGAAGACGUGCAUUGUGAAAAUGGUCGGGACGCGAAACCUGUGGAAGAAUAUUGUUGUGCUCUGCGUCAACUCGCUAACAGGUUAUGGGAUCCACCACUGCUUUGCCCGCAGCAUGAUGGACCCUGAAGCUCAGGAGACAACCAUGUUCCACAACUUCUAUGCAGAUUAUUACACCAUGGCGGGCAUUGCGGUGGCCUCUUGCAUGGCGCUGUGCCCCGCGGUGGGCCUGAUGGGCCGGCGGGGGGGCCUGCUCAUGUUUAUGAUCAUCACUGCCCUGGCGUCACUGCUGCAGCUGGGCCUGCUUAAUCUGCUGGGGAAGUACAGUGGCCAUCUGAAUAUAGAUUACACAGGGACGCUGAAUAAGAACUUUUCCAUUGCAUUCUCCAUCAUCGGCAUGUUCUCCUCCCACGCAGUCAGCAACCUGAGCAUCUUCUUCUGUGCUGAGAUCACACCCACUGUGAUCAGGGGUGGCGGGCUGGGUCUGGUCCUAGCCAGCGCUGGCUUCGGCAUGCUGACUGCACCCAUCAUGGAGCUCCACAAUCAGAAGGGUUAUUUUCUUCACCACAUUAUCUUUGCCUGCUGCACUCUCAUCUGCAUCAUCUGCAUUCUCCUGCUGCCUGAGACGCGUUACCAGCCCCUCCCUGAGACCCUGGCCGAUGGCGAGAGCUACACCCGUCAACCUUUCAUUCCUCCGAGGAAACCUGGGGAGCAGGGCCUGCUGGUCCAAUCUGAGAGCAGCAGGGACUACACCAGGGUGCAUGACACGCCGCUCCACGAGAUAGCCGCCACUGCGGCGUCCACUAUGGAUUCCACCGCCUCUUCAGCUGUUGAUUUGACCGCUCCGUCAGUCGCAGAUAUAUUGGCUCCCACGUUCAUGGAGGUGCAUACUGGCAAGCCUGAGCCUAAAGACCCCAACGGUCACUCUGUUUCGUCUUUGUCCAUGACUCCCCUCAAAGUCUUGGGUAAAGACAGCGUCAUACAUGUCAGUAAAGAGCACCUGCUGUCUUCCACUCCUCUACACAAACCCCCGUGCGUCACAGACCCACUUUUAGCCAAUGCUGAAGAACCUCCAGCAAUAGUCCUGGAAUCUGUUGAUCCACUGACGGAUCCUGUCAUUCUUGAAAUGAAUGACAUUGGUCCUUCACCUACAAAAGAGUCAGUUGCUACCCCUUCCCCUUCAUUAGAACCUUCCACUCCCCCCAUCUCUCAAACUGUGCCUGCCUCCUUAUUGAUCUGCACCACGCCCAUCAUCGAACCCCCGCCUAGCUCCACGUUAGAAUCCCCCAGCCCGGUGGGACAUGAGAUCAACGAUAUCGCCCCACACGCACCUUUGCUAGAGCCCACUCAUGCCACUUUAGAGGACUCCCUUACUCCAUCUAUGCAUGACGGCCUUCCUCCAUCCCCUACCCCCUCUGCUCCGAUUACAGAUCUCAUAGACAACACUUCCUCUGAUGCUCCACCCCCCAUUAGCGCACACACUGACAUUCCCAUCCACUUAGAAAUAGUAGAAGAUUCUACAUCUACUCCUCCCACUAGAGACUCCCCCAUACCUCCUGUCAUACACCCCCAGUCGCCGCAGUUGGACCCCACCUCUCCCUGUGUCAAUGAAAUAUCUCCUUGUUCUCCUUCUCCCCCUAGCCCAAUCACCGUUUCCCCUUCACCCACUCCCCCUCCACCCAUUGACUCAGGCCAUACGCCUCCAGAGCCCUCUUCCACUCCCCCUGUCAUAGAUACUGUCAACACCACUGCACCGGUUCCUACCAUUCUCCCUGUCACAGACAUUGUGCACACUUCCACUCCAGAAUCUACCACUCUGACUGUUCAGCCCACGCAGGAUUCAGCUGCUUCCCUCGCCAUAGAUUCAGCGCCAACUUCAGGCUCUACAGAAGCAACUCCCCUCUCUCUAAUGGACUGCACCGUCUCCUCCCCCAUAGACUCUGGUAUGCUUUCCCUUAGGGACAGUGCCAGCACAGACAACAACACCGUCAAUGGUGUGGCGUCAUUAUGAUCCAGCGUUGCAACCAGGAGGAGAAGCUUUACGGUUGCACGAGGAAGCAGCCCAUGCCACAUGAAUAACCCCAAAGGGGGUGAUGAGGGGGGCGUGAACUGUCCUACUCAGACUUCAGGCACUUACUGAGAGACUGUCCCCACCUGGAGUUGAGUAGACAUGUCUUAUGGAGAUGCUGUAUGUUUCUCAAUGUCUCCCUCCCCCCCCGACCCUUCCUGCAUUUAGCCAAUAAAUGAGACCACGUAAGUGAGAGAGUGCCAGAGGCUGGUUUGUGACAAUGUGACAGUAUCUUCUGCUCUUUUUGAAUGUCACUGGAAAUCACCAGCCUAUAAACUACUUUGAUGUAAAUGAAUGGGAAAUCACUGUCUGUCGUUUUAAAGAGACUUGCAACUAUACCCACAAUCACUGAGAGGACUGGUGAGAAUACGAUGAUGCUUAAAAACAAAAAACAAAAAAAAUCAAAUCACUGGUACUUUUGCUCAAAUGAAAUGUCCGUCUAACAUAUUUGUAUAAAAACAUCGCCUUACCUGUAUGGACAGAAAAAAAAACAAAAAAAAGAAGCUGAAUGUUACAGCAUAUUUUUUGCUAUUGCAGAGGUAAACAAUCCAAAUUGGAGUGAUUUUUCUAAAUGCAACGCCAAAAACUACUCUGACCAAAAUCAAAUGUAGACAUAGUGCCAAAAAACAAAAAAGCAUAAAUACAGUAUUUGCCUGUUUGGUGCAUUCCCCUGCUAUCAACUCUAUGUGGAUUAAAGUGAACCCUGUUUCAAAGUUCAGAAAUUGAAAAUAAUUGAAUUGUUAAUCAAAUUAAUAAAAGACUGAAGCUAAAUCACCGUUUGAUAAAUCAGAGUUUAGAAAUGAGAUUGCUAAAUUAAGAGAAAAGAAUGACCCAUAUUUUGUCGCUCUGAAAAACUUUGAUUUGUCCGAUUGUUUCAGUCAGUGGAAUUAAUGGUAUGCAAAUGCUUUUAUUUGUAAAUGUGAUAUUGUAAGUAAUUGCAUAAUUAGUUGUUGGGCUUCAGUCUUUUUUUUUUUUUUUUAAAUUGAAAGUAUUAUUUUUGAAUAAUCUCUCAUGGCGUGCCCUUACUGUACAAAGCUAUAUUACAUUCUUACAGUAUUUGCGGCACCUCAGUGUGAUGCCACUUUAUUCUUUGCAGUUGGGACAAAGCAUGAAAAAUAAUUGUGAACGUGUCAGCAAAACAAACCUUAAAAUGCAAACCUUAAAAACACACAGAAGCUAUCUUUGAAACGAAACCAAUGGAUGACAAAAUGUUUGAUGUGAUAACCAACUGUCAUCGCUAACCUUCCGUGUGUUCUCCCAAAUCAUGUUCCGGCAUUAACAUAGUUUAUGUACUGUAUGUCAGAGUGCUCAUACAUUCACAUGCACAACAAAGUUUACCUUUAAAAACAUGCAAUACGUCAUACAUGUCAAAAAUGACAUUUUAAAAUACAGGUCAAAUCCUCAUUUAUAGGUAGAUUAACCUCUUCAUGAUCUUAAAUUGACAAACUCUUGCUUAAGGAGGCACUUUCUCUUCCAAAGCCUGUGUCCAUGUGUGGACAGUGUUAUACUUGACUAGUGUGUAACUCGACAGGUGUAGUUACACUUUUUUGAGGUUGUAAUAUUUGUCGGAGAAAGAUGUACAACUGCGGAUAGACCACUGUUUACAAUGUAAUAAUGAAAAAUAAUAAUAAUUACACUUUACUGCACAACAUAGGAGCCAACUGAAUGAUGUCUUGUCAUUUUGAAAUGUGAUAAAACUCACAGUAUAUCAUAUUACAUCUCUACAGGGAGUAUUGGUGAUCUAUUAAGGUGUCAUUCAGGAGUCAAAGACAACAGCAGACUUGUGUUAUUCACACCAUCUUGUGGUGCACUUAAGAAGAACCUUACAGGUACUCUACUCACCAAAAUCCUCUUUUGCUUUCAUCUAUGUGCACUGACAGAGGUUGAAUGAUUGAGCAAACCUGCCUGUGUUUUUUUUCCUUCCUCAAAUGCAGCUUCAAUUUAUCGAUCUUUCGGUGGAUCAAGUCAACAAACUUCCAUUUAGUGUUCCGGUUCAUAGAAACAUUUAGUGUCUAACAUGCCAUGCUGCUAAGCCUCAAAGCACAAUGCCCUGCAAUCAUGUGAUGUCAACUUUGGUGGAGCUUGGCGUCUUGACAGUUCAAGAAAAAAAAAAAAAAAAAAAAAGGGAAA
Epinephelus fuscoguttatus (brown-marbled grouper) is the source of this 5328-nucleotide messenger RNA. RefSeq names its product solute carrier family 22 member 23-like. Gene Ontology annotation, biological process: transmembrane transport. Gene Ontology annotation, molecular function: transmembrane transporter activity. The record is from RefSeq and is a predicted model, not a curated record. The transcript has 11 exons. NCBI's taxonomy places the organism in Eukaryota, Metazoa, Chordata, Actinopteri, Perciformes, Serranidae. Gene Ontology annotation, cellular component: membrane. The coding region runs from base 1 to 3141 and encodes 1046 amino acids.